Psammomys obesus (fat sand rat) is the source of this 884-nucleotide messenger RNA. It is a transcript of the gene Tmem179b, whose product is annotated as transmembrane protein 179B. The coding region runs from base 35 to 694 and encodes 219 amino acids. Lineage: Eukaryota; Metazoa; Chordata; Mammalia; Rodentia; Muridae. The record is from RefSeq and is a predicted model, not a curated record. The transcript is spliced from 5 exons.
CUUGGGCGGUUGGCUUCCUGGAGGCCUGGGCGCCAUGGCGCUCCCCUGGUUGCAGAGAGCUGAGCUCGUGCUCUUCGCUGCCGCCUUCCUGUCCGGGGCAGUGGCGGCCGCGGCGCUGACCCGGACCCAGGGCUCCUUCGGUGGUAGCUGUCCCUUGUAUGGUGUGGUUGCUCUCAACGGCUCCUCUUUGACCUUGUCAAGUCCCUCAGCCCCUUCUCUCUGCUACUUUGUGGCUGGGGCUUCAGGCCUCCUGGCCCUCUACUGCCUUCUGCUUCUCUUCUUCUGGGUCUACAGCAGCUGCAUCGAGGAUUCCCACAGAGGUUCUGUAGGGCUCCGAAUUGCGUUGGCCAUCUCAGCUAUAGCCAUCUUCCUGGUGUUAGUGUCUGCCUGUGUACUUCGAUUUGGAACCAAUUCUCUCUGCAGUUCCAUCAUCUCCUUGAACCAUACAAUUAGCUGCCCUGAAGCCCAGAAAUUCUCAUGGACACCUCCUGGAACUGCUGUGCAGUUUUACACCAACCUACACAAUGCUGAAACCUCUUCUUGGGUGAAUCUGAUAUUGUGGUGUCUGGCCUUGAUGCUCCAGGUCGUGCAGUGCAAGUCUAAAGCCACUCCAUACCAGCCGCAGGAGAGGGGUGACCCAGAGUGGAGCUCUGAGACCGAUGCUCUUGUUGGGCACCGCCAGUCUCAUUCCUGAAGAAUACUCAGUGCUUUCUACCACCAGAACCUCCACGCCUAAGUGCUUUUAAUCCUUUUGCCUCCAUACAGCCCUGUUUAUAUUGGGAACCCCAGUUUUCCCUCCAGGAGGGAAACAUUAGAAUAGGCCCCCUCUGCUUUUUCUCCUUAACAUUUUUUGUACCAAAAUAAUAUAUUACUUUUCUUCACAA